AUGUCGUCGCGCAGAAUAGGUCUGGCCAUCGCCAGCUUCACCUCACGGCAACCUCCCCCAUCACCCCUAGCAGCAUGCAUCUAUUGCCAAUGGCGGCGCAACUUCACCGUCUCUGCUCUCCGAGCGCGAUCAGAACCUCCUGCCUCCGGAACAUCAAUGGACCCUAAGAGCAAUGUUGCUGGCGCUCCCAUCGAGGCACCCCGGAGUUAUGGCAAGCGAGUAGACGAGGGCUUCACACCCAAACCCCUCCCCCGGCCGAUUGGUAUGCCGCUACCCCCAAGGGCCGGCGAGAAUACGGGCAUCGACAACCGAAGCCUGAAGCAGCGAAAGGAGGAUUUUGGGGACUACGAAAAACACAUCGCAAGAAGAAAGGAACUAACUGCCAAAAUGUCCCGCCCAUACUUCCGCGACUGGGGCAAUCUCCAAUUCCACCAAGGCAAAUCCUUCAUUGCACCACCCCGACUCUUCAAAGCAGAACUAUCUCUCUUCUUUCCAAACUUAUACGGCGAGACGCUGGUCAAAACCGACACGGCGCCCCGCGACACCACUCCCUUGCUCACGGGGAAAGCCACCGUCGUUUCCAUAUAUAGCAGUCAAUGGGCUGAGCAGCAAGCCGCCACAUUUGCGUCCAGGGAGUCGAACCCAGCUUUACACGAGGUCCUCGACAAGAAUGGGGAUCUUGCGCAAAUGGUCAACAUCAACUACGAGGACAACAAGGGCAAGGCGUGGCUGGUGAAGCUGUUCCGUGGAUCGUUGAGAAAGCGAUUCGUGGAGAAGGACUGGGACAAGUAUUUCCUUGUUCAGCGGGGCAUCACGGAUGAUAUCAGAGAGUCCAUCGGCUUGCUGAACAGCAAAGUCGGCUACACGUAUCUCGUCGACCACCACUGCCGCAUUCGCUGGGCAGGCAGUGGACCUAGCCAUCCUGAGGAGAAUGCAAGCUUGGCAAAGGGUCUUGCUCGGCUAGUCGAGGAGAUUAAGCGGGAUGCUGGUCGGCCCGCCACGGCGAGGGAACAGCUCCCCGGUAAACCUCACCUUGAAAAGCAGAGCGCAUAG
Pochonia chlamydosporia 170 is the source of this 1053-nucleotide messenger RNA. Its product is annotated as mitochondrial ATPase complex subunit ATP10. Gene Ontology annotation, biological process: mitochondrial proton-transporting ATP synthase complex assembly. The transcript has 2 exons. Gene Ontology annotation, cellular component: mitochondrial inner membrane. Lineage: Eukaryota; Fungi; Ascomycota; Sordariomycetes; Hypocreales; Clavicipitaceae. The coding region runs from base 1 to 1053 and encodes 350 amino acids. The record is from RefSeq and is a predicted model, not a curated record.